GCGGGAGCCGCGGGAGAAGUCGCGUCUGAUUCACUGGUGAAGGUUGUGCAGAUGAUUGGCGAUGAUGGUGAACGACUGAGAUCGAGUGAUAUCUGGACCAUCGCCCGGCAUCCAUGGCCCAGGUGGCUGCCACUUCACUCAGUGACAUGUAGACUGGAUCCCAUGACCUAGUGACGCGAGAUCAGCCGCAAAAAUAGGCAACUGGUGCGGAAACGAGACAGGGCCGCGGGACGUCCGCGCCUGCCUGCGGCUAGGAGCUUUCUUCCAAGAGUGUACUAAUGUCAUGGGUUGUUUUGGUAGCGCUGGGGCGAAAGGUGACGCCGAGGAAAACAAAAGGCGGAAAGAAGCAAACAAGAAGAUAAACAAGCAAAUCCAGCAAGACAAGCAGGUGUACCGAGCGACGCACAGAUUGUUAUUACUAGGAGCCGGAGAAUCAGGGAAAAGCACCAUUGUGAAGCAGAUGAGAAUUCUACAUGUCGAUGGAUUCAGUGAAGAAGAAAAAAGAGAAAAGAUCCAUGCCAUCAGGUGCAAUAUCCGCGAUGCCAUCUUGACCAUCACCGGCAAUAUGUCUACCUUAACGCCCCCAAUAGCGCUCGAAAACCCAGCCCACCAGUUCCGCGUCGACUACAUCCAGGACGUGGCCUCGCAGAAAGACUUUGACUACCCGGAGGAAUUCUACGAACACACCGAGAUGUUGUGGAAGGACAAGGGAGUACAGGCCUGCUACGAGCGUGCUAACGAGUACCAGCUCAUAGACUGUGCCAAGUAUUUCCUUGACCGGGUCCACAUUGUCCGACAGCCAGACUACACUCCCACUGAGCAAGAUAUCCUACGCUGCCGAGUCCUUACACUAGGAAUUUUUGAGACCAGAUUUCAAGUAGAUAAAGUUAAUUUCCAUAUGUUUGAUGUGGGUGGACAGCGAGAUGAAAGGAGGAAAUGGAUCCAAUGCUUCAAUGAUGUCACCGCCAUUAUAUUUGUCACCGCUUGCUCGUCUUACAACAUGGUUCUACGAGAAGAUCCCAGUCAAAACAGGCUACGGGAAUCUUUAGAUCUCUUCAAAAGUAUAUGGAAUAACAGAUGGCUACGCACAAUAAGUGUUAUCUUGUUUUUAAAUAAGCAAGACCUGCUGGCAGAAAAGAUCCGGGCAGGCAAGAGUAAGCUUGAAGAAUAUUUCCCCGAUUUUGCCCGGUACCAGACCCCACUAGAUGCCACUGUUGAACCUGAAGAGGUACCGGAAGUGGUACGCGCAAAGUACUUCAUCAGGGACGAAUUUCUAAGGAUAAGCACAGCCAGUGGUGAUGGGAAGCACUACUGCUAUCCUCACUUCACAUGCGCCGUGGACACUGAAAACAUUCGCAGAGUGUUCAAUGACUGCAGGGACAUAAUACAAAGGAUGCAUCUCAGACAAUAUGAACUUUUGUGAUGGCCAGUAGGUGUGGGUACCGUGGGCGGCAACAGUAUCGCUCCGUGCGAGCGACCAAGGCAGACAGGUUGGGCUGAGUGGGGUGGAGGAUCCAUGAGCACAGAGUAACCCUCCCCGUCUAGUCUCCUCAGAGGAGGGUCCUCAGUCCUUCAGGGUCUCCACUAGACCACAACAGCCUCAUCUGCUGCUCACUCGUGGCACAACAUCAACUAAACCUAACAUCGUUCCCCAAACCCUUUCCCCCCUAAACCUCUUUAUUUGAUGAAAUUUUAUUAUUUUUAAGACAGAAUGCUACACUGUAAUUGCACGCACAGAUAAAUGGUAUUCCUAUUCUAGAUUAUAAUUUUAUUUCCGAAACUCCUAAACUAAAACUGUUCUUGUCUUUUUACUUAAGCCAUUACAGGUUUUUAUAAUUCUAUUGUGAUACAAAUUGUAAGCAAAAAAUCCUUUCUUAACCAGGGAGUACUGACUGCUUCACAGUACUCCGUGGGGAAGUUCCUUAUGCUGCUAACACUUACUCUGUUCUCAUUUAAUUGUUGCCUUUCAAAAUAAAAUUUGAGUGAUGGUUUUCUGGUUAUUUAGCACAUUCUUUCAAAUAUUAAUGGGAUACCUUUUAUGAGGACAAAGACAAAAUUGUCCGAUAUGUAAACUACUUAGUGUGUUGUAUCCUUGUCAAGCAAUCUACCCUUCUACCCUAUUGGGUGAACUUGUUUCUCUCCACCACAACACCAUACUUGGCCUCCUUGGUCUGGCCCCAUCGACCAAAAAAACUAAUUGUGGGCAUCCCUUCCCCAGGUCCACUUGGCUCUCCCAUGUGUACCCUACUUCCUGAUCCCCAAGUUAGCAACUGCCCAAAUCUUCAAAGUUAGUAUUGUCAGUUGAUUGUGUGCAAAAUUAAAAAUUUCUUAAUUUAGAAAUUUUUGUUUCACAAAAAAUGUUCUGUCUCAUGCUUUUGGUGUCCAUAUUUUUUGCUAAUUUUAUAAAUAUAUAUAAUAUAAUAUAAUAAUAUAUAUAUAUAUUAUGUUGGUGGUAUGUGAGCCUAUAUUUAUGUGGAAGGGCAGAGAAUGAGCUCAACCCUUCGCCCUAUCAGUUUGUUGUGGACAUGGCAAUUUGAUAAGUUUUAUCUAUUUAUUUACCUAUCAACACCAGAGAUCUGCUUUCAUGAAUCUUCUUUGUGGAGGAAAUCUCAGCUAGAUGGAAUUUAUUUUGUACUUUUUUAAUUUAUUAAGUAAUAAGUGCAACUAAGUAGACUGGUGACAAUUAUCUGUGUAGUCGUGAUUGUGUUAAAACCCACCAAAUUGUGCUAUAAUAACUGAGUUAAUGAUCAGUUCUGCAACCAAAUAAGUUUUCCCAAGCUUUACCAAUUUCACUACUGAGUAGUUUUUUUUUUUUUUUAACUUCUGUUUUAACCGCUGGCACCUCUCUCUUCUGACCCUAUCACUUUCCCAGAGCAAAACUUACAUUAUUGCUCUUUCUUCUUUAGUUUACAUAAUAAAGCAAUCUUAAAAAAGCUUGAAAGUGAUGAAAUGCCACAUUUAAUUUUGGUUUAUAUUAUGUUGGCUGGCAAGAAGGUGAGAGGUGCUGGCACACUGGAGGGUGUGGAUAACACUUUCCCAUUGUGGGGACGAGUGAGAGCUCCUACAGAAGGUAGAUACUACAUAAGCUUUCUCAGGGCUAAGGUUGGAGUCUCCUGCUGUAGCUGGGCUCUCACUAUCAUUCACAAUUUGCACACUGUAUUAGCCAGCUGUGCAUUGUUGGAUGGCAGUAAAGUUUGCUGUCUUUGCUGUGCUGAAUGUAGGAUUUUUUGAUGGAAUAUGAAAUAAUGUACAUCUCUGAAUGCUGAUAAAUGGUUUUUUUAAUGCGUAUUAUGAAGAUGUAUGAACAACUUUGUGGGAAAAAGAAGUUUACUUGAAAAGUGCCAAUAUUAUACCCUAGGCUGCGAGCAUAGGUAUAGCGGUGAGUUUAAUGCACCAUUAUGAGAGUUUGGCCGGAGGAGUUGGACGGCACCGGGUGGUGGUGUUGUCGCAGGGUUGGUGCCGUGAGUCACUGUGGUCAGUCUAGUUGGUGGCUGGGGAGGAGGGUGCCAUGGUCCCCUUGCUCCCUGGAGUCCAUGGCCUCUCCCUCACUACCAGCCAUCCCACAACAUGAUAGCCGUGGGAAUGCUAGUUUGUGGUUAUGAGGCCUCAUUGGUCACUCACAGCCACACCAGCAUCCAUUACCACGCACCUUAGUUAGGUGGCUACCGCUGUGGUCCCUCUACUUUGCCUGUACAAAUCCCUUGUUUAGUCUGCCCUCAGGGCAUAACACCAGCUUGUGUUUUAUGUUAGAGGCUUGUGUAGUGCGCCUAGAACACCAGAUUGGUUUAGCUGCGCUUCAAACCCAAUAGUCUCCAGGGAGCAUUACCCCCCAAUUCUUCCCUUACCUUGUUCUUCCCCACUUUCCCUUCUCACCCAUACAUCCUUCUCCACUUUAAUUCUAAACCUGAAAAACCUAAUCCGACAGCCUUUUCCUGGGUGGCAGGUAGUGUAUAGGCCUUCCUGGCUGUAGCUCCUGCUACCAGACCCGUAGAGACCAAGCCCAAAACUGGUAGCCAACUUGGAUGGAAGGAAAAUUCUUCACAGAAUUUAUCUUUCAAUCUGAUUCCUUCUAUCGUCACAAUCCUCCCCAUGUAGUUAUAACCUAUAAAAAGUGUUACAGAAAAAAUUAGAAUACCUGAUUUUAUGUAAUUGAAUGUGUUCGGUUAAUGUAUACCAGCUCUGUGUAUUGCUUUGUAUUAUGGCUAAAGUGUAGGCAUACCUUAACAGUGAAGCAACAAGAUCAGCUGCAGGAGUGCUGUGGGUGCAGGGUCAGUCGUCCUGCCCUCACAUGCUGGCCAAUGGCCUCAUCAAUAUGACUGGCCAGUUUGGGCGACUGCCCCCUUAUGAGCUAGGUGCCUAGAUGGAGUUGCAGAGGCUCGGCCACACCCCGGGGGCUGCCCGUGGGCGGCCAACUUGUCUCGUCUCCCAGUGUUGGUGGCCCACUCACCCCCAGCUGCCCCCGCAGGUCAGCCUGCCCAUGCACCCCCAUUUACACCCUUCUCGUCACACCUGCAUCACCAGAACAAGUGGAAGCGGUUACUCGGAUCCUGGGUUAACAUUACUAUCCUAGCACGUCAAAUAUAUAUUUCAGAAGUAUAUUUCAGAUGAAUUUAUUCAAAUGCUGCGUAAUGGUCACUGUAAAUUGUGUAAUUGUGAAUAAAUUUACAAUGUCUUAUUUACAAGAAG
Messenger RNA from Procambarus clarkii (red swamp crayfish), 4686 nucleotides. RefSeq names its product G protein alpha s subunit (gene Galphas). The record is from RefSeq and is a predicted model, not a curated record. Gene Ontology annotation, cellular component: heterotrimeric G-protein complex. Lineage: Eukaryota; Metazoa; Arthropoda; Malacostraca; Decapoda; Cambaridae. Gene Ontology annotation, molecular function: GTP binding; GTPase activity; G-protein beta/gamma-subunit complex binding. Gene Ontology annotation, biological process: sensory perception of chemical stimulus; adenylate cyclase-activating dopamine receptor signaling pathway.